GCGGACGCCAUACACGCACGCGCGAGAACCCUUCCUUUCUCUCUCUCUCAUCAUUUUGUCCUCACUUCCUGGCUCCUGCUACCCUCGCUUUGUGCCGGCUCAUAAAAAGCCCUGUUCUUUCUCCUUCUGGGCAUACCAAUAACUGCUACGUGUUUGAUUUGCCAUCGAUAUAGUAACUUCUCAUCUGACCCUCAGUGAAACGCUUCUGGUCUGGUGAAAUAAUUGAAUCCCAGAAAGGAUGAUGGUUUGUCGUUAUCUUCUGAUUAUGGUUUCAAGAUUGCUUAUAUUUUCCAUGCAUUGCCAUUGCUGACACUAAGCUGUCGGGAUUAAAUUGUUAAAGAAAUGGAUCGACGUGAUACAUCAGGUUUUGUAAGUGGGGGUGGGAUGUGCUGUUUUGUGGACAGGUUGCUCUUAAGUUCCCAGAAGUCAGGUUAAGUGCUCUUUUACUAUUUUAAGGUUUGGCUCAGUGCUAACUUUGUCAAGGUUUAGAUUCAAGGUUUAUGGAUCCCAGAUUCCACAGUUCUGAUUUUGCUGUGGACCUGACCUUGAAUGCGUAUAAUAGUGUGAAGAAUCCAAUUCAAGUAGGAGUGGGAAUUCGAGAUGGUUGCGCUGAUACCACUUUGCGACUUGAUUCUCUUAGCUCUUUUGUCUCAUGUGGUAAUUUCCCAAAGGGAAUCAAAAGGAAAUGGAGCUUGAUUGAUGGACCUAUCAACCAGCUGUCUGGGUCCUCUCUGUGUUUGGGCCUGGGCCAUUCAUCCAGCUCCUCUGAGAGUAACAUGAGCUCAGCCACUGUGACCAUCUGCACUUCAACGUCUUCAACUAAAGAAACUGAUGCAGAGUCCUCUAUGGACCUAGAAUUGGAUUUCACUCUCCAUAUUGGCAAUGAAAAGUCACUGAGCCCUAGCAUCAAGUCCGCUAGCUGUCAGAAAGAACAUGCCUUUGAUAUACCGGUUAAUGUUGAUCUGGAACUGAGCCUUUCCAGUGGCCCUAGUGAAUCUGGUAUUACUAUUCUGAAUCAAUGUUUUACUUCGUCACAUGGUUCCAUGACUCUGCCAGACACUACUGUUGGAGCAAAAGUAGAUGAAGGAUCAACGUCAUCUUCUUGGAAAAGUGGGAGUCUUUUCAAUCCAUUACAGACAGAAAAUAGCACUGAGGCUAGUCACUUUAUCAAUCAAGAUCUUGCUUCUCAUGAUCCCUGUUUGAGUCGCAUGACUAACCUAAAGAGCUCUUUAACCUGUACUUCUGGGGUGACAAAUCAGCUAGAGCAGCAGCAACGUAGUAGUAUCAAACAGUGUCAGUUCGAGGGAUGCGUGAAAGGAGCUAGAGGUGCUUCCGGCCUUUGCAUUGCCCAUGGUGGUGGCCGGAGGUGCCAGAAAUCCGGAUGCCACAAAGGAGCAGAGGGUCGAACUGCAUUCUGCAAGGCCCAUGGUGGCGGUCGUCGGUGUGAGUUCCUAGGAUGCACAAAAAGUGCUGAAGGACGUACAGAUUUCUGUAUCGCACACGGAGGUGGCCGUCGUUGCAGCCACCAGGGCUGCAGCCGUGCCGCCAGAGGGAAAUCUGGGCUGUGCAUUCGACAUGGUGGAGGCAAGAGAUGCCAAAAAGAGAACUGCACCAAGAGUGCCGAAGGCCUUUCUGGACUCUGCAUUUCACAUGGCGGUGGCCGGAGAUGUCAAUAUCCGCAAUGCUCCAAAGGGGCACAAGGAAGCACAAUGUUCUGCAAGGCGCAUGGGGGUGGUAAGCGUUGCAGCUUUGAAGGGUGUACAAAGGGUGCAGAGGGGAGCACACCCUAUUGCAAGGGCCAUGGCGGAGGAAAAAGAUGUUCCUUCCAAGGAAAUGGAGGGGUUUGCCCAAAAAGUGUGCACGGAGGGACUCUUUACUGUGUAGCACAUGGGGGCGGUAAGAGGUGUGCCGUCACUGACUGCACGAAGAGCGCAAGGGGCCGAACAGAUUUUUGUGUGCGUCAUGGUGGGGGGAAAAGAUGUAAGUUUGAAGGGUGUGGGAAAAGUGCCCAAGGAAGCACUGAAUUCUGCAAGGCACAUGGUGGGGGAAAGAGGUGUUCGUGGGGUCAACCUGGUCGUGAAUUUGGCAUAGGUGAUGGUCCUUGUAACUCACUGGCUAGGGGUAAAAUGGGGUUAUGUGCAUCACAUGGUGCUCUAGUGCAGGACAAUCGGGUACAUGGUGGGGCCAAUAUCGGUGUUGUAGUAAAUGAUACAACACCUAACAAUAAACCUGAGAAGUUGAAUGUUACUGCCACUCAUGAUGUCAUGGACGUGGACAUCAUGCAGACCGAGUCAUGUCCCUUUGGGAGCAAAUGUUUUGAUGUUAAGGAACCUAGCAGCCCAGACAGAAUUGGCGAAGGGAGGGUACAUGGCGGAGCUUUAAUGUCGCUGCUAACAAAGAAAAUGGACAUGGUGAGUCAUAAGAACUGGAUGUAAGAAGCAUUUUCAGCGUAAUGAUACCUCUUUCGGUGUAAUCUCUGGUAUUUACUUGUCCGAUUGUCUAAUCAGCUAGCAAGGCUGUUUUUAGGAAAUGGGGUCUUCGUGCAGGGUCUGUCGUUUGUUACUAUCAAGGAUGAAGUGGUCUUUUCGUUAGUUAGCCUUACUCAUAUUUCCUUGUACAUAGCUUGUAUUCCACCACCCUUUCCUCCUGUGUGAUGUGUGUACAUAUGAUAUAUCUUGUGUACCCUAAAAUAAAAGCUGUUUUACUUGAACUCUCAAUUAUCGUGGCAUUUCAUAACUUGAAUUCUGCAAUAAUAGGUUUUGAUUACUGGGCAAAAGAAGUAACGCAUCUAGGACCUCAGCCUCUGAAACA
This is a messenger RNA of Cuscuta epithymum, 2811 nucleotides long. NCBI's taxonomy places the organism in Eukaryota, Viridiplantae, Streptophyta, Magnoliopsida, Solanales, Convolvulaceae. The record is from the annotation of a GenBank genome assembly.